AUGCUCUUCCAGCGAAUCUGCUGGAACCGGACUGACGAAUUGAUGGCGAGGAACAUCAUCGUGCGGGAAGAGCCGCCGCUCGAAAUAUCGUCAUGGCCGCCAACUUAUACCGGAGGGGCAAUCGGAGCGGUUGCGCUCGUCAUUGGUGUCGUACUUUCCACGAAGUUCCUCCUGUGCGGCAGAGCGUCGUCUGACCAAUCGCAAGAAAAGUCGCAACAAGAUAUCAAAAUAACGGCUGUCGCUCUGCCAGAGAUGUCUCGUGUUUAUGAAAACAUCGUACUUCAGGAGCAAGACAUCACCGGGAAUUGGAUGGAUGCCCUGGACCAACUGAUGACCGCAAACCCUGACCCAGACCAGAUGGGCAAUCUACAUUUUGCAAGCGAUGGCCAUAUUGCACUGCAAGUGAAGAAGGUGGAACCGUGCCCUCAGAACAGCGACGACAAAAUCAAGUGCUCGGUUGCGAGCGAUUCGCUAGCCGUCGCCAGAAACAUUUUCCACAAAUUGGCCGAUGACCGCUUUAUGCGGAAACCGGGCAACGGUACCGACCCGAUUGCGACGUUUGAUUGGGGCGAACUGCUGGCCAUGUUCAACCACGCCGGGCACCUUGUCGGCGAGCAACGAGGUGUCGUCCAUCUAACAGGGCCCGUCUGGAUUCUUGGAGAUCUGAACGGCGACUUCCACACUGCCUGGCGCAUCUUCAAGGCCUACUCAACAAUGGCCGACCCCGGCACAAAGAUUCUGUUCUUGGGAAACGUGGGCUGUCGACGGCCACAGGCGCUGCCAGUCAUCGUCCUUGUCGUGGCCGCCAUGAUCAUCUACCCCAAACAGGUGUUCUACCUUUGCGGCAAGUUUGAAGGGCAAAUGUGGGGCGAGUUUGUUCCGGUGGAGACUACAUUGAACCUCGUGGAGAAGGACAUUGGAGAGAAGAAAAAAGAUGGGGACAACGCUCCGGCGGUGGAUCAGAAGACGGCAGCCGAUGGGGCCAUCAGCGACUUUUUUCGCUCGUCUCCCGCUCGUCGCAACCAUCGACGGUCGCGCCCAACGCUGCGUGCCACGGAUCUUCAGGAGGGCCUUGACCCGCGCGAUAACCUCAAGUCUUUGCUCCGCCGCCGGACGAUCUUGAGCGAACCGCACUGGAUGGUCGGCAUUUAUAAAAAGAAACCGAAGAAGGAGCAUCGGGACCCGGAUCGAGGCUAUUACUUUGGCGAGGCGGGCAUCAUAGAUGCUCUGAAGAAACUGGGCGCCGGCUUCAUCAUUUGUGCUACUCAGCCUGAAGUGACGACGGGCAUCCACUUCUUCGGCGACUGGUUGAUCUCUCUUUGCUCUUCCCCCUCCUCUGCCUCCUCCUCCAAGAAGGAUGGCAAAGAAAGCGUGGGCCGCAUCGGCGCCGUUCUGCGUCACGACGGCAGCGGGCGCAUCAGCAUGCUUAAUUUCGUCCCUCCCUCGACUUUUCAUGAAUCGCGCGACGAUUUCAUGCGUACACUUUCCACGUACCGCGACGACGCUGACCUUUACUGUGGUGGCCCUGUGGCGAAGCUCGAGAGGUGCUGGGAAGAGCGCGAGCCGAUUCCCCCUCCACCCGUCAAGCAACAGUACCACCCCAAUCUCGGAGCGAAGACUGGCCCGAAAAAACGCCGAUUG
Mesorhabditis spiculigera is the source of this 1641-nucleotide messenger RNA. Lineage: Eukaryota; Metazoa; Nematoda; Chromadorea; Rhabditida; Rhabditidae. The record is from the annotation of a GenBank genome assembly.